CAACAACCAUGAAACUCACAAUUUUCCUGUUGGCCAUCUUCGGUUGCGUUUUGGCUGAGGAGAAGAAACAAGAGAAAAGAGGUUUGCUGGGUUUGGGAUACGGAGGUCUGGGACACGGUGGAAUUGGAAUUGCUGAACCGAUCCACGUUUCUGCGCCGAUCAGCAUCGGUUACGGAGGAGGAAUCGGCCAUGGUUACGGAGGAGGAAUCGGGCACGGUCUCGGAGGAUUAGAUUUAGGAUUAGGACAUGGAUUAGGGCACGGAUUAGGUUUGGGAUACGGAGGAAUAGGCCUUGCAGGACCUGUAAUUAAAACAGUCGCUCCAGCUCCGAUCUACACGAAGGCAAUCGCAGCUCCGAUCAUAACCAAGAGUAUCGUCUCAGCUCCGAUUGCCUACGACGUCGGUUACGGAGGAGGACACUUAGGAGGAGGAGGCAUUGGAUACGGCGGCAUCGGCUAUGGAAAAUACCUCCACUGAAGACUACGGCGAUGACGAAGAUGAUG
Molecule: messenger RNA, 502 nt
Organism: Nicrophorus vespilloides
Lineage: Eukaryota; Metazoa; Arthropoda; Insecta; Coleoptera; Silphidae
Product: shematrin-like protein 2
Exons: 2
Coding region: 9-476 (155 amino acids)
Source: RefSeq, a predicted model, not a curated record